Messenger RNA from Saccostrea cuccullata (small rock oyster), 1036 nucleotides. RefSeq lists its product as uncharacterized. Bases 35 to 1024 code for a protein of 329 amino acids. The record is from RefSeq and is a predicted model, not a curated record. Lineage: Eukaryota; Metazoa; Mollusca; Bivalvia; Ostreida; Ostreidae. The transcript has a single exon.
UUGCUGCCUGAUUCUUUAAUAAUAAUAUAUCGUGAUGGAUCACCUACCUCGACUAUCAGAGACUGUCUAUGUAGGACUGUGUCGUGAAGUAGGGAGUCCUACAGAAGUGAGGAUCAGGAGAGAAGUAAAAGACACCGAGGAGGCGGUUAGUAAACCUCUGUACAUCAUGAGAGGAUUUGAUAGAAUGAGGAGUGGAAGCAUACAUGAGGGAUUCAGACUGAGGACUUCUGAUGUUGAUUUUAUGUUAUGGCCUCCAGACCACAAAGUGAUAUGUGAUCUCUCUCAGAUCAGUCUCUACCGUAUUCCACAACACACUGUGAUUCUGAUUCUGAUGGAAUGUGAUAAUGUACCACCAGGAUUUACAAAACUUAAUCUGUUAAGUCAAUCAUGUAAUGCAGAAGUAAUUUCCUCCUGUGUAAUAAAGAAUAACAAUGUAUUCAUUUCAAGUACAUUAUUCAGAGAUUAUCAUUUGGAUUUCGAAAGGACAUGCAAUGUUCCUAUGCCCAAUGUUUUCUCUCAUGGGCCUUGUUCUACCCAUUCCAUAAUGCACGAUUUAGAGAAUGACCAUGCGUUCUGUUUCCAGUCAAAUCACUGGCCUACGUCAGCACUAUCAUGGAUACAGAGAUGUUUCAAAAAGGGCUGGCCAAACCAGAAUGUUAUUUCAGAUAUAUUAAGAGGAGGAUUUCAUGUUGUUCCUAUUGGAAGCACACCUGAAAAUGAACUAGAAUGGAUAAUUUCAUUCUCUCGAGCAGAACAAAACCUCGUUUACUCAAUGAAUCAUUGUCAGUUUUUGUGCUAUGGUCUCUUCAAAAUUUUUUUGAAAGAGGUAAUUAAUUAUCAAACAAAUACACCUAUUCUCUGCUCAUAUUUCAUAAAAACUAUUUUAUUUUGGGUCAUACAGACCAAUACGUCCUUGUCUUGGACACCUGAUAACUUAUUGUCUUGUUUCUUGGAAAGCUUUAAAUUAUUGAUAUGCAUGGUACAUACUGGGGAAUGUCCAAAUUCCGCAAAACAACAUGUUUAGAGUGAAAGUCAC